ACUCUGCCCACUAGCGCGGUCAAAGGUGCAACACCAAUUGCAGUGAAUGACCUAGAUUUGUCUCAGUCGUAUAAUCAACCGAUACAGGACUCUGAGUCGUCGGGCCUUUCAAGAGGAUUGAUCGAGUAUCUCAAUCUCAUCGAGAAGAUCCCAUACCCAGCGUCGACUAUUCUCUCAGCGCAGUAUUCUCAGUACAGGAUCGAGAGCUAGGUCAUAUAAGCAGCUCCAAACGGGACGAAAUAGUUCGGAUUUUCAAGAGGCUAUCUACGAUAAAGAUUCCACCGUCGUUCAUGGACCUUGCCAAUGAGCCGUGCCACGAUGGUUUUGCCAGCUGGUACAGGAAUAAUGAAGCCCUCAUGGGAAGCUGCAAAGCCGCAUGCUUCCAACGACCAGUAGGUAUUCCGAACUUCUUGACAAUGCCAUAUCUCGACAGUAUUGUCAGAGAAAACGUAGGCCGGACUCAAGAGGGGUCAAUUUCGAUAUCGCUGAUUGAUUCUGUCAUGGCCUUUGGAUAUCAAGCCUACCUCACCUUCUCCCAGCGCCCUGUUAAUUCAGAGGAAAGAAACAGCGCCCUCCAAUAUGCGAAGAUACCAUUAAGAUCUCGUGCUAGUAUUUUACGCUCGCCCAACACUCUACUAAAAUUCCAGACAAUUUUAGCAAUGACAACUAUCUCGGAGCAAAUUGAUGAGAUCAUUCACUGUGAGCUUAUAGCAGGUGCUGUCAGCUGUGCUAGGGCGUUGAAACUCGAUUACUGUAAUUCAAUGUAUGGACCGAAUAUGAGCAACAAGGAUAGGGAUCUUGCGAGGAGGAGUCUAUGGUAUCUAUACUCAAUCGAGGCCCCUCAGUGUCUGCGGCAUGGAGUUUCUCCAGUACUCAGCCACAACUGGAUUGACCAUGCCCCACCUAAAUCCGGCACGGAGAUAGACUGGUUUUCUGUCCAAUGUCUUUACGCCAUUGUUAUCAGCUCUGCAGCCGAGAUGCUGUAUACCCAGCGAGCGCUCAGACAGUCCCUCACAGAGCGGGAGCAGAAGUUGAAGACAGCUUUCGAAAUCUUGGAGGGUUGGAGAAAACACCUCCCGACUCCUCUGCAGGAGAUUCAUAAGCAGAACACGCACCUGACCCUCGACGACCUUUACGUGCGCGAUGUCACUCUGUCCAUCUUCCGCCAGUACCAUGAAGCUGUCUACAUGAUAUGCUUCCCCUGGGUGGGCAACCGGUCAGAUGGUCGGGUCUCGGAAGACUGUCGAAGAAAAUGCGGGGAGUUAUGCGUCAACUCUGCACAAGUGGUGUUGGCGAUCGCGAAUCAAAUUCUGAACAUGGAAAUCAUCGAUAGCAAAUUUCUCGACCUCAUUGCGUCGUCCAUCUGCAUUAUAUUCCUGGACGUAGCCACAUGGAGCACCGCCGAGAAGAGCUUUUCAUACCUAAGUAUGGGUUGUGGUGUUUUCGGUAGGUUAACAGUAUUAGAUAAAGAGGUGCCGUUUGCAGAUGUCUUGGAGCUCGCGCGUACGGCGCAACAAAUCAAGGGCAAAUGAGCGUGUGACUGUACUAAUAUAGAAAACUUAACCACACGAGCUCUUAGAAAUCAAUUGGCGUUUAGACAUGUCAUGGGUCUUGUCUCAUAUGUAAGGUAGCCAAGGCAUAUUCUAGAGUAUAUGGUCAGAGAGCCUUGAAUAAGAAGGCGAAGAAGGGUAAGGUACUUCUCUGUUAUGACUCACAUGACCUAGUGGGAGGCACGGGACACGGAAGUCACGUGACGGAUCCGAGGGAGCCCAAACGGUAGGUCUGGGGUCCAUCGGACUCCACGGGGUCCACUGGGAUCCAUGAGCAGGAAGGUUCUAUAUAAGCAGAUAGGUUUCCCUUAGAUAGGAGCUUCGUGCUCAACUCAAAUAUAGUUUCUUAACCCAAGCUAUAGUAACACCUGAGUUGUUACUCUUCUAUUCUCUUGGUUAAUCAUGUGGUC
Molecule: messenger RNA, 1960 nt
Organism: Mollisia scopiformis
Lineage: Eukaryota; Fungi; Ascomycota; Leotiomycetes; Helotiales; Mollisiaceae
Exons: 8
Coding region: 291-1532 (413 amino acids)
Source: RefSeq, a predicted model, not a curated record